CAGCGUGCGCAUGGGGAUUCAACUAUGAAUGCUGCGAUGUGUGUCCACCCACAGUCUCAUGCAACGAUGUACUUGGCCGUUGCGCUUCCGCCGGUCAUGACCACCAUGACCAUCACGGCACCAAGAGAAGAUGCACUCUCUCUGUCACAUUGACAGGCACACGGCCAGGCAGGCAGGCAGGCAGGCAGGCCACAGUUGUCCUCCAUCGAUCUGUCGGAGCCACAAACACCUCCGAUGGAUGCGUCCCACCCACCACAGGAGUGCCGCUGCUCUGAUUGACCAGCGAGGGCGGCACUUGAGAUGGCAAAAACACCCGCACCCACACACAGACACACACAGACACACACACACUGAGGCAUUCAGACAGGCACCGCAGGCAACGACAGACAGACAGACGGAGAGGCAUUUCUUCUCAGGAGGAGAAAGAAGUCAGCCGGAAAAACGCAUAAAACCGAUCACUACGGGGAGAGGACGGCUGGGAGGCAUGCCGAUCGAACGAGGGGCGGCGAGUGACAAAAACGACAUCCGUUCAUCGCGCUCACGCACACACAUCGAUGGUUUAAACUACAAAACCGAGGCAUCGCAGCGAUCGAAAACUGCAGCAUGCACUGCACGCGACACGCGACACAGGUAGGUACGUCGACGCUCCGUAGAAAAACCUAUCUCUCUCAUCUGUCUGCAACCUUCUGCUGCAGGUGUGGCUUUGGUUUGGUUUGUGUCGGCUCAUGAUCGCUUGAUGGGCUUGACCAUGAGGCCUCUGGGCUUGUAGCUGCACACACAGACACGACAGACACGAGGAAGGACACACACAACACAACACGCAGGAAUGAAGGGCACAUUGUGUGAGUGAGUCGCUCACGUGAUUGAGUAGAAAAACUCCGGCUCGGUCGUGAUCUCGAACUCGUAGCGCUUGAACAGCGCCGCGAUUGUCAUGCGGACCUGAAGAGCCACAGAGAAGAAGACCACACACCACACCGCUUCCAUUUCAUUCUGUGUGUGUGUGCAGCGGUUGCCCCCUGCUGUGCUGGGUUACCUCAAUCAGCGCCAGGUGUUGGGCAAUGCUGCACGCAUUGCACGAACAAGUGGACGAGAGAGAGAGAGAUGUGGUGUGUAAGGUCGUCGCCUGAUCUCACCAAGAUCUUGGAGCGAUGCUGAAGGGCUGGAAGAGUUUGUUGUAGACCUUGAGCUGCUCCUCGGAGGCCUCCAGCCAUCGCUCUGGACGAAACACCUUGCCAUCGCCCCAACUACGGCCACCACACACACACACGGCAGGAAGGGGUCGCAGUGGACAAAGCACUUGUUUCCUUGAUGCGUGUGUCUGCUCGGUCGCUAGCAUAGGAUACAUUCGGUCGUCUCUGAGUCGGGCGAACAACGGCACGAGCAUCUGGUAGCCGCCCGGGAUCCAGUAGCCCACGCCGCGAGAGGUGACCUUGAAGCCGCUCUCUGUCUGCCGUCGGGUGCCGUUGCUCACGGCGGGAGAGCUGCACACACACACACACAGACACACAUACACAGAAAGAGAGAGAGAGAGUAGGGGUGGAUGGAUCUCGGUGUGUCUUGUGGUUGGUUGGUCACUGACAUGCGCAUGAUUUCUUUGACACAGGCGUUGAAGUAGGGCAGCUGGGCCAGCUCGUCGUAGGAGGGAAGCUCCUCCGCGAACUUGGCCGCAUCCAGCUCCUGCACUCAACACACAACGAAGGAGCGCAUCGAGGCCUGCAUCUCAUUUGCUUGUGGGGGUCGCUCUGUCUGUCUGCCGCGCGUGUGUGUAUAUUUGUAUGUGUGUGUUUUGACCUACCUGUUGGAGCUUCUUGAGCACACGGGGAUUGCUGGACAAGUGAUAGACAGCCCAUGAAAUGGUAUAGCCAGUCGUGUCAUGGCUUUUCCGAUGGAUGGAUGGACAGAUGGACAGACACAACGCACACACCACGGCACCAUGGUGGAUGCAUUCAUUUGAGUGCAUGUGUGUGUGUGUGUGUGUGCGUGUGUGUGGUGCCCACCCACCCACCCGGCCCAGAGGAGGUUGUAGAUAUCGCACAGCUUCUCGAACUCAGAUUGGUAGCCAGGAUUGUUGUGGAUGUACGACAUGAUCGACGUGGCCUGCGCACAUAACACACCACACCGACGACACACAUCCAUCCACCCGCUGCGUGUGAUUGGCAGCGCAGCGCAGCGCAGCGCUAAACCUCACUACUCACUGACGUCUUGUUUGUCUGCUGGUGUGUCGAGAAACUGGCGGUAGAUCUUGCGGCACACGUCACGGAACAGGCGGAUGGACUGGUAAUACUCGCGGACUUGGUCCUUCCAGACCAUGUAAGGACUGCACACACACACACACACACACAGAGGAAGGACGCAUGCAAACACACACACACACACACAGUGGGUGGGUGGGUGGGUGGGUGAGGUGCGGUUGGCGCACCGAAAUGGGUUUAUGGCCGAGUAACGGGUCUCACGGAAUAUCACAUCAAUGGCGCGCAGGAGGGCCUUGGCCUCGCCGUUGCGCUCGUCGUCAAACGCGUGAAACUUGUAACUGACACACACACACACACACACACAGACCAUCGACACAUGACCCGAGCCAAUGUGUGUGUGUUGAUCGAGGCUGUGCGUGUGUGGGUGUGGUGUGUCGUGUGUGGGUAUGUACUUGUAUGCCACCUCCCCGAUCAUGUCGAUGGUGUAGCGCAGCCCCCACUCGGGCAUGUUGACGAUCGUCCCUUUGUCGGCAGCGUCGUCGAGGGCCUUGACGAAGCUCCCCAGCACUCGGUGGUAGAUAGGCGUCUUGGCCACCAAGGUCUUGUUCCUGAACGAGCCAAUCAACAUACCAAACAGGCAGGCAGGCACAUGCAAAGAAUGCAGCCAGCCCAUUAUGCGUUCCCAUCUGUGUCUGUCUGUCUGUGUAUCAGACAGUCAGUGUGGCCACAUGCAUGCCGUGCGUACGAGAAGGCAGGGGCGAGGGCCUUUCUGAUGGCGUGCCACCCCUCUCCGCUGGUCUUGCGCGAAAUGAUGCUCCGCGUGCGCGUCAUCUGGCCUUCCCCGAACAGGUCGAACAUCUGGUACAUGUGGGAUUUCUCGAGGCCAUCGGGUCCUAACAGUGUGUCCCAGCAGGACGUGUCGGUGCAGAUAUACAUGCGCUUGCCGACGGGCAGCUGCACAUAGAAGACGUCGCUGCCGAGCUCGUCACGCCACUUCUCGUGCCUGACACACACACACACACGCCAUGCAUACGGUCAGUCAGUUGCCUGUGUGCACAGGUGUGAUGAUGUUGGCAUCCAUGCUGUCUGACUACUUACAGGUGCGGGUCUUUCCCCGAGCGCAGCGCAUCAAAUGCCUCCAUCGGUGUGAGCUUCACACAAGGCACCUCGCGCAGCUUGGCCUUCUCCUCUGGCGUGACCUGGCGCAGGGCGUCCGGCCGGCCACCUUGCUUGCCCUCGACACUCGAUGAUGCAUUGGCGGCCUUCUUGCGCUGCAGGCGGAGCACCUCCUCGAGGCCGAUAAGGCAGACGACGCCGGCGGUGGCGCCAGCGAGGAGGGGCAGCAGGGACGAUGGCUGCUCGAGAUCUGCUGUCACCGGCAUGGGGAUUCGCUGCAGAUCCAGGGGGGAAAGGAUCGGGUGAAAGGGGAUAGUUGACUGUCGAGAAUUCGGGAAAAGUAAUGCGUCACUCCAUAUUGUUUGCAGGAAGACACAUGAACCACAGACGCAGCUCCAGGCCAAAAUCUCCCACUACGUCUUACUUGGCGUACUCAAGAACGGACUUAAUUGACGCUUCCGUCUUCUCCUAGCUCUCGUGGUCGGCGACUCGCCUCCCAGCGUCAUGAACACAUCCGAUUCACCCCCAAACACACCCUGUCGACGCUUACAGUGGCUGCUGCCACCCUGAGGCCCAGCUCCUGAUGUCUGCACACUAGUCACCGGCACAGAGACGUGCUCCGGUGUCUGUGCUGUUGUUAUCGCUCGAGAGAACGGGGGCGGGAGGAAGAGGUGGGCCAGCAGGUGUUCAUCGGCAGGAAGCAGGUCGUGAAGGACGCCUGUCUGCGGACGGAGCAGGAAGGGCCGGAGCGGGGGAAUGGGAGAUAAACGAUCCAUCGAGCCGCUCGCCUGUCCCUGCAGACACAGAGACAUAGAGACACAGACAGAAGGUAGAAGGCCCACUUCACAUUUCUACGUACCUUAAUGCUGCAGAUCGACUUAAGCGCAGAUUGUUCCUUGACCAGCACAGAUAUUUCAUCCCACCUCUCGUGCAGCGCGUCCAUAUCCAAUGUAUCAAGACAAGGAGCCGCCGUCUCCUCCUUGUCUCUCCCCACGAGCCGCCGCCAAGCGCCCUGCUCUCGCUCUCGGUCUCGUCCCGCCUCUGUCACUCUGCUGACAGGCGUGUCUCUGUGCGGCGAGAAGUACUCUGCCAGGCAAGGUUCAGGGGAGGGGCUCCGACUCGAUCGCAGAGAGGAGAGCGAGAGGGGAGGGGGCGACGGGCACGGCGAGGGGGAUCGGCUGAUGUGCUGCUGAUGCUGGUGAUGGGAAAGGACCUCGAGGCGAGCCUUAAUGUAGGUUAGCAGCCACACCGACUUGGCGAAUGAGGAGCAGAUGGCGUGUUCUGAUGACCUGUAAGGUAUGUGACAGACAGAGAGACAGAGAGGGAGGAUACACGUCCGUGCAGCUGUCGGGUGGUCUGUCCACUCACGACUUACAUACGUGUAGUAGGUGAGAUAUGCAAAGACGAGACGAAAGAGGCUCUCCACAAACGCCGCCAGCCCCCAAAGCUUCACCAGCCGCUCGCUCUCCUUCUCGCUUCGCGUCUCCUUGCUCGCCACAGUGGUCCUCCGCCGUCUCGCCCUCCCGCCCUCAUCGGUUGUGCUGGCCCUCCUCGGCCCAGCCGCUGUGUGUGAACUCUUCCGCCGUGUGUCCGUCUCAGUGGCCUGCGGCUGUGCAUAUGUAGUUGUGCGCUUGUGUCUGCCUCCGCUAUAUGAUUGCAAUCGGUAGGCGUCCAGACAGACGGCGUGUUUGUGGAUCCGCUUGGCCAUCGAGAGGGGCAGCAGGGCGGAGGUCAGGGCGAAGUCUUGACAGAAUCGGAGGAACCUUGGCAGAGACAUGAAAGGGAAUGGUGACCUGAAGGCAGAAAUGGCACGAACGCACUCCACGGUCAUUCACUGAUCGAUCCACAUGGGUGCUGAUCGCUCACAUGUCGUCCAUGUCUUGCUCAUUUCCAGCUGCACGCCAUCUGUCGAUGUGUGUGUGCCAGUUCGGCCCGCUGACGAGUGUCCACCCGCUGGCCACGAGGUCUGAUGCUGCGGUGUGGUUGGUGGCGUAUGCUGCAAAUAGCUGCCACCAGAGGGGCAGGUGGAUGUGGAUCAAGUGGCUGACCUCCGGCUCGACCAGACGAUUCGACAAAGCCACUUGCAUCGCGCGAUAGGCCUGGGCGGCAUCAAGAAAGACGUCCAUUUUUGUGUCUCUCUGUGAUGUUCUCACCUCUGAUGUGGCCAGGAGGCUGUCGCGCUGCGCGGAGGGCCUCGGCUGCUCCUUUUUGUCCUUGACAGGUCCGGCCGCCUGUGCGUCGACCACGACUCUCGUCUCCUUCUUGGGCUUCACCACCACAGGCAGGGGCACAGGUGGUGCGGAUUCUACCACCGACACAGGGACGGACGGCGGCGCCGGCUGCAGCCUCCAUCUCAGCGACGUCUCCCAGUCGGACACUUCGCUGAGACCAAUGCUGCCUCUCCUCUGCUGCUGGUACCGAUGACCAUGUCCCAGCCCUCCUGCCGCUGCCGCUGCUGCUGCUUCCGUCGCUCGUCUGGUCUCCCUUUUGCUGGGGGUGGGCUUUUCGACUUUUUCGGCUGUCAUUUGCUUCUUGCUGGUUCUCUGUUUGGUAGCCGCACUCAGAGAAGGGGACGACACAGUGCCUGGGGCGGGUGGGGCUGUGAGACGGUUGGGAGGGCGGUGCAAAGCGGGCAGGUGGCUGAAGGACUGUGCUGUCGUGUCUCGCGUCGUCGCCCGCCAAUGACGGGCGACCGCGACCGAUUUGGUCACUUUUCGGUAUGCGGUGUCCCAGUGGGCACGUGAUCGAGCGGCGACGAUGGCUGCCGUGUCUCUAUUGUCUCUUGUGUCUUUUGUCGCCUGCCGCGGAUGUGUCUGUGUCACGUCGUCCUUUGUCCGCGUCGCACGUGUCGACGGGGCUCUGCUCAGUGUGUUGGACCGAGACCGACCGCUGGACAAUGCCGCUGAUCUGAUGGGCUGACACACACACACACACACACGCACAGACACACGAAGAGAGAGAGAGGGAGAGAUGUCUCCCUCUGCGUGAUGGGCGGUGUGUGUCCCUACAUACCUUUCCAUCAUCGGUUUUCGUCUUGUCUCUCUCUCUGCUGAAAUCAGGUGCAGAAGUCUCCUUUAGAGCCUUGAGUGGCAGCGCCCUGGCCGCCCGCGGCAACGCAUUGCCGAAGAAACUUGCGGCACUUUUUGUGGUCGCGUCAUCAUAGGCGUCGUCGUGGGAGGUAGCGAGCAGCAGCGCCACGAGAGACACAAACCUGUGUGUCGGCAGGGAGGGGAACUGUGAUGUUGCUGUCGUUGCUUGAGAGACCUCAGAUGCCAUCUGACAGGGCGAGGGAGGGCACAUGCUCGUGCAUGCCUGUGUCUCUAUGUGAGUGUCAUGUCUGUGUGGUGUACCUGGUCGAAGCACUUGACGAUCACGCAGAGUGGCAGGUGAGUCAGCUCGGCCAGCUGUGUGUCGAUGGCGAACCUCACAAAGGUCGACCGGAUGAUCGAGGCGUCGCUCCGCCACCCCACCAAGGCGUUGUACAGACUCAACACGCGAUACAGCUCAUACCGAUGAGAGGCCGACAGAACGGGGACGUCUGCGGGUGUCGAAAGAGAUGCCACAAUCGUACGUGUACGUGUGUGUUCGUGUCCAUGUGUGUGUACGUGUUGGAGGCUCCGAGUGGUCGGAGACAUCGCUAAUAGCAUCCGAUGUCGGUUGCUGCUGGUGGUGCAUGGGGGAGAGGAGGGUCUCGGCCUCAACGUAUGGCGGCAGAUGGGAGCGGAAACACGGACCAAUUUCGCGAAACAACACCUGACGACGCACCCAUUCAUCCAUCGAUGCCUUCAACUCAACACACAACUUUGAAGACACACAGUAUCACCUGCAGCUUUCUUUGCAUGACGGGCCGCUCGUACUCCCUCGCCACAUCGCGCCCACGCCCCUCUGACGGCAGACGCGCACUCACAUCCACUCGACGGAUGGCCGCACGCUUCGCCUUCUCCUUUGCAGCAACGGAGGGGAACACGUCGGUGGGGGGAGAGGGAGCGUGUUCGGCGUGCAGCAACAGGGCCUGCAUGACAGAGAAAACACACACAUGCAGGUGAACACACCUAAUGGCAUGAUCCCCCCUUCGCUGACAGCUCACUUGGCCGAACGUGAAUUGGUUGAGGGCCCGGCCUUCUCUGGUGAAAAAUGACCUGAGGGAGGUGUUCUUGACGAGGUGCCCAUCCCGCUGCCCCUCCUCGCGCGCCAGAGAGCUGGCACGCCUCCUCUUUCCGUCGCCGUGAUGGUGAUCUCGUUUCACAUUUCUCUCUUCGAGGUCGAUGAGUGAGGGGAAGAGCUCAUCAUCGAUGAGGGUGUGCGAUUGCGGAUGGGGCAUGUUGACGAGAGAGGGAAAAGAGAAGAGCG
Vitrella brassicaformis is the source of this 7658-nucleotide messenger RNA. The record is from the annotation of a GenBank genome assembly. Lineage: Eukaryota; Vitrellaceae.